AUGUCCAGAAACGAAGCUUUAAAGAACUGGUAUGUAGAAGAAUUUGAAAAGUUGAUCAACGACGGCUAUAUGACAGAGGUUACAGCUGAGGAGGAUGUGCAGUGGAAAUCGAAUGGUGGCAAAGUUACUACAUCUGUCAUUUCGCACACUUUAAUGAGCAUAGUUCCUCAACCCCACUCAGAAUCAUAUUUGAUGCAAGUGUUCCAUUUAAAGGAAAAAGAAGUAAAGACGCUGCGAUUACUACGAAACUCCUGGGGAACUACUCCGGCAGGUGGUAUAUGCAGUGUAGCAAUGCUCAUCAUAGCUGAGAAAUUCAAGGACAAGUACCCACAGGUAUACGAAUUCGUAAAAUCGAACUUGUAUGUUGAUGAUGGUACUACAAGUGUUGAUGAUGUUUCCACGGCAUUACAACUUGCUAAGGAACUCAACAUUGUCCUUAGUAGGAUUAACUUCUCAAAGAAAAGGAGAGGCAUUAGAUCAGAGGAAGAUAUCAGUUUAGAAGACUUUGAUGAUGCCUUCCCUGAUACUUUCAGUCGAAGAAAUUAUCUACAGAUCAUAGCAACCAUCUAUGAUCCGACGGGACUUGCAACUCCGGUUACCAUCUGCCUGAAGCACGAACUAGGUCAAAUAUUCCGCCUCAAACAGGAAUGGGAUGAUCCGAUUCUAGAUGGUAAUGAUGACCUACCUACAACCCGCAGUCGGUGUAAAGAAGUGAUUCGUUCGAUCUACGGUCUAAAAGAAGUCAGUUCUCAGACUGCCUAUGGAUGUGUCGCGUACUACAACUGGAAGUUGGAAAAUGGCGAGCGAGCAUCUGUUCUUGCCAUGUCAAAGGCAGAACCUUGGCCACAAAUUCCGACGUUAACGAUCCCCCGUGGUGAGUUACUUGGAUGUCUGCUGGGUGCCAGAAUGCAACAGACUAUUGUCAAAAAAUCAAGCUUCAUUUUUGAAAGGGUAAUGCUGCUAACUGACAGCACCAUAGUUCUGGGACAACUGCGUCAUGAGCCCUACAAGUUCAACAUGUGGACAGCCAGCCGUAUCAGUGAAAUACAAACUCUGACUGAUAUUCGCGAUUGGUACCAUGUGGACUCUGGAAACAACGUUGCCGAUGAUGCGUCACGCGGUCUUAACCCAUCUGAAAUGGGAAAGGAUUACAGAUGGCAAAAAGGUCCAGACUUCAUGAAGAAGGACAUCAACGAAUGGCCAGUCAAACAUUCAAAUGAAGUUCAUGCGAAAAAAGAAGAUCUGGACAUAAGAAUAAAAGAUCCACGGAUGACCAUUGGAAGAUGCAAGUCACUAUGUGUCCAGAUUGAUGGUGAAACAAAUGAAGAUUAUUCAGUUAUUCUUGAUAUCCUAAAAACAUUUAACAUAACAGUUGACAAAAAUGACAGCCUGAUGAAGAUUAAACGUCGCAUCUCUAGAAUCAUAAGAUUUAUGGAAAAUGCUUCACAAUUUUUCAGAGAUCGACUGAAGAGAACAGUGAAGACUACUCCAGUUGCCAUCAGUAGUAUGACGAAAGCAGAACGUUCGAGAUGGUUUGCUGAAAUGAUACAUUUGUGCCUACCAAGCGCUCAGCAGUCGCUACCGUCAGAUGUGGAACAUAAGCUAAAGUCACUGAACCCAAUACUGGAUGCCGACGGUGUGUGGAGAGCACUAGGUCGUACUGGUGCUGCUCUAUCAAACCCGCCUGUGAUUAUACCAUACUCUGAACCCUUUGCAGAGAUCUUGGUGCAUAAAUGUCACCAACCGCAGCACUCUGGUGCGGAUACUACUCUUGCCCUAGUACGUGAGCAGUUCUGGAUCCUCAACGGUAAACGGUUCGUCAGCAAAUUUGUGUCGCAGUGCCCAUAUUGUCGCUUUCUACGGAAGAAGAUCGCCCAAGUAGAGAUCGCUCCUCGUAAGGUGGAACAACUCGUGCGAUCACCAGUAUUCGAGCAUGUGGUCAUUGACAUAGCUGGUCCGUUCAAUACCAUCGCAGAUCGCCGCGAGACGAGAAAUUACCGGGUAAAUUCUGGUAAAGCCUGGAUUCUGGUCAUCGUGUGUCGUGCGUCUGGUGCGGCCCACAUAGAGGUCCUUGAAGGUUACGAUACCAACUGCUUCCUUGCAGGUUUCGAUGCUUUCACUAGAAUCCGCGGAAAACCCACGUCUGUGACUGCAGAUCUUGGUUCGCAAAUCCGUGUUGCUGCAAACGUCAUGGAGAGCCUUUGGAACCAUACCAAGAUAGCAAAGAUUCAGACAAAUCCUGAAACUACAACAACCUGGCACUUCGUACCAUCUGGAGCUCAUUCGUCAGUCGGACAAGCUGAGAGGAUGAUCAGAACUGUGAAGAAUACUUUAGAAGCUGUCACUGCUUCGAGAAAACCUGAAUUUACCAAGUUGCGUUUGCAGAGACUAAUGUACAGUGUUGCUGAUAUGAUAAAUGAUAGGCCUUUAGGUGUUCAUAGAAAUAAUGUUGCCAAAUUAGACGCUGUGAGAUUACUACGUCCAAAUGACCUUAUUUUGGGUAGAUCAAGCGCUCUUCUUCCCAGAGAAAAGUGGUCAGAUUCCAACCGGGGAGUAGAGAUAAAUGAUAUUGUAAUAAUCAGAGAUACUAAUCCCGUGCGUAACAAGUGGCAUUGGGGCGAAGUUGUUUCUGAAAACAAGUCGUCUGAUAAUAUAACACGUUCAGUAUCGGUGCGGUAUAAGUCUGAUGAAAAAUCUAAGUUUGUCACUAAGUCGGUCAGAGAUUUGGUUGUCAUUCUGAGGAACAUGAACAAUAUUUUCCUUCUGCUGGCGACAAUUUCUUGGAGAAGUAGCACGGGUGUAGUGUUUUUGUGUCAUCCUCUUGCAACAGAACAGCACCAAGUCCCAAAUCGCUGGCAUCGGUACCUAACCUGA
This is a messenger RNA of Macrobrachium nipponense, 2874 nucleotides long. RefSeq lists its product as uncharacterized. The transcript has 7 exons. Bases 1 to 2874 code for a protein of 957 amino acids. Gene Ontology annotation, molecular function: nucleic acid binding. Gene Ontology annotation, biological process: DNA integration. The record is from RefSeq and is a predicted model, not a curated record. NCBI's taxonomy places the organism in Eukaryota, Metazoa, Arthropoda, Malacostraca, Decapoda, Palaemonidae.